Messenger RNA from Helianthus annuus (common sunflower), 372 nucleotides. RefSeq lists its product as uncharacterized. The transcript has a single exon. The record is from RefSeq and is a predicted model, not a curated record. Lineage: Eukaryota; Viridiplantae; Streptophyta; Magnoliopsida; Asterales; Asteraceae. The coding region runs from base 1 to 372 and encodes 123 amino acids.
AUGGCGGCCGCAUGCAUGUCAACAUGCAUAGCGGACGAUGCCCGCAUGCCCGUUAGGGCAACAUAUGUCAACCUCUACAAAUGGCCUGAUUCUGACCGGGAAUUUGUCCGGUCAGUCAGUAGAAACAGCUCAAACAGCCACGGGGACAACCGCGAAAGCCAGGCCGGCCACCCGCGGUUGGUGGAUAGUAUUUCUUGUCGUCAAGUUUACCUUAAAAGCUACACGUUUUCAAGAAAAGAGAGCUUGAAUGAGAGAACCAUGAAGUGUUUUGGAAGAGUUAAAGAAAGUGGAAAACCGAGGAAGAAGUGUACUUUGGCUUCGAUAUUUCGUAGGUUGCUAUCUUGCACUACAAAAGUUGAUGUUGUGGAUUGA